Schistosoma turkestanicum is the source of this 300-nucleotide messenger RNA. The record is from the annotation of a GenBank genome assembly. Lineage: Eukaryota; Metazoa; Platyhelminthes; Trematoda; Strigeidida; Schistosomatidae.
AUGUCGAACUACCGAUUGCUCAAACGUUUGGUCCACGUCGGGAGGGGGAAGCUUAAGAAGUUUGAACAGCAAAGCCCAGAAUGGGAAUUCAGUUUUGCUAUUGGUACCAUUGUCUUUCCACUUGUGUUUGGUGUGUCAUUCGCUCCGUGUCGCAAUAUUGACCCUCCAAGCCUCGAGCACUGUGAAUCUCAUAGUUCUUUGUACAUAGUUUUUUCAAAUAAAGAUUUUGACUUUCACUUUCUCAGUCUUUUGUUGUCAGUCUCGGUGACUUGUAUGAGCGGUUUGAAUAUCGUGAAAUAA